Messenger RNA from Gekko japonicus, 2751 nucleotides. It is a transcript of the gene MYRIP, whose product is annotated as myosin VIIA and Rab interacting protein. Gene Ontology annotation, cellular component: cortical actin cytoskeleton. Gene Ontology annotation, biological process: intracellular protein transport. The coding region runs from base 1 to 2622 and encodes 873 amino acids. The record is from RefSeq and is a predicted model, not a curated record. NCBI's taxonomy places the organism in Eukaryota, Metazoa, Chordata, Lepidosauria, Squamata, Gekkonidae. The transcript has 16 exons. Gene Ontology annotation, molecular function: actin binding; myosin binding; small GTPase binding.
AUGGGGAGGAAGCUGGACCUAUCUGGUUUGACUGAUGAUGAAGCUGAGCAUGUCCUUCAGGUGGUCCAGCGAGAUUUCAACCUCCGCAAAAAAGAAGAAGAUAGACUGAGUGAGAUGAAGCAGAAGCUGGAUGAAGAAGGUAACAAGUGCAACAUCCUUUCCAAGCAGCACAGCUUUAACGAGCGCUGCUGCAUGCGUUGCUGCACUCCUUUUACUUUUCUCAUCAAUACCAAGCGGCAGUGCCAAGAUUGCAAGUACAACAUCUGCAAGAACUGCAGCUCCUAUCAGAAGAAGGAAAAAGCUUGGCUCUGCAAUGUGUGCCAGCAAGUGAAACUGUUAAGAGCCCAGUCCCUGGAAUGGUAUUAUAAUAAUGUGAAAAGUCGCUUCAAACGCUUUGGAAGUGCAAAAGUCCUGAAGAAUUUAUAUAGAAAACAUCGACUGGAGAGUGGUGCUUGUUCUGAGAUACUAGCCGGUAGCUUUUGCGAGGGAACCAUUGAAAAUGAAGGAAGUAUUUGUGGCAGUGAUUCUACAUUCUACAGGCAGACAGAAGGACACAGCAUGAUGGAUACCCUCUCUGUGGCAUUGCGUGUUGCAGAAGAAGCCAUAGAAGAAGCUAUUUCUAAGACAGAGACGUACAGUGACAGCUUGGAGAAACAGAAUGAAGCUACUUAUUUACGAGAGCACAAGGAGGAGCUGAUAGAAGAGCUUGCCACCACCAUUGUCCAGAAGAUUAUAAGAAAGCAGAAAAGCAAAACCGAACAACCAGAGACUGGUUUUGAAUGGCCACAGUCCAGAAGCCGUGGCUGGACUGCUCUCUCAGAUCAGAGCAUGCUGACCUUCCCGGGGAGUCGCAGGGGAUCGUACUCAUUAUGGAGGUCUCAAUCUGCAUUCUCACUGACGAAUGAAGAUGCAUCGGGCAGAGAUCCGGACCUCACGUCUUCCGUGGCAGAGAGUCUCUGGAGGCAACCAAAAGGCUCAAUCAGGAAACAAAAAGAGCACAGCGUAUCUGCAUUACCCAGCUGGAAGAGUGUGGACCAAUUAAACGAACCAACUCCUCCACCUGUUUUACAAAGCACAGAUGGGAACUGGGUGGCCUUGCAAAAUGUCACCUUGCCUCGCCCUCGAAUGAUUGCCAAGCCAAAGAGCCAGGUAUUCAGAGUCCUGGAGAGCGAAUCCAGCGUUGUGUCUGUUUAUGAUGAGAUGGGAUCGGAUAGCGAAGAUGACUACGACUGGAACGUGGCUUUGAACAAGCUACGGAGAAGGCCCAAGCAGCUGUCCAAAGAACUGCAUUAUGUUGAUCCCCACUGCAACUUGGAAUGGGCUUAUGGCAAUGACCUGCACCAGCCAGUGACCUCCCCUUCAUCUGGGCUGUUUACUAACACGGAGACAAUGUGCUCUGAUUCUGAAACAUCCUCUGUUGGCUCUUCAAGGGAUGCUGGAGGGUCUAGCCAUCUUCCCUGGAUACAAAGGAGAACUCGUCACAAUAAACCCAGAGAAGAAAAAGCACAAUUACAUGGAGAGCUAGAUGUAAAUUUUAAUCCACAGGCUACCAGUUUAGAUUAUUCAGACAGCAGCGAAAGUGAGGAUGCCUACUAUGACUUAGAAAAGAGAUCGAGGAGGUGGAAAAAAGGCAAGGCCGUCUCUGAAGACUUAUGCAAAGGCAAAAAUCGUUCAAAAACCCACAAGAAGAAUUUGAGCACAAGUCAGGCAUCUGAUGACUUAUCAGAAACUGACAUAAGCAGUGAAGACCAACACCAUCAACCCAAGGCAGAGUCUAUGGAAGAAAAGCUCAAAUCAAGAUUAUUUGAACUAGUUGCUAAAAUGAGUGACAAUAAGGAAUCUUCUUCAGAGGAGCAAGGGCUGGAGCCAAGAACAGAGUCUGAGACCCAGAAAUCAUGCUUGUCUUCAGAAGAGAGUGGCAGAUCCAUUCAAGAGGAGCUAAAGAAGAAAUACUCUGCUGUGUCUCUCUGCAACAUCUCUACAGAGGUCCUAAAAGUCAUCAAUGCAACGGAGGAGCUCAUAGCAGAAUCAACGGGGCCUUGCGAUGUUCCAGCAGAUGCUUGUGACAGAGGGAAAGGGGAAUUUCCAUUAGGUACAGAUCCUGUCAGACUUGACGAGCAGCUCACAACACUGGAAGAAAAUGUGUACCUGACAGCUGGAGGUGUGUAUGGACUGGAGAGUCAGCUAAAUGAGCUGGAGGAUGCAGCACGCAGAAUUAAUAGUGUUACCGCAGAAUCUGAGCUGGCUGAUCUGGAGGACCAAGUGGCAACAGCAGCAGCACAAGUUCAUCAAUCAGAGCUUCAGAUUUCAGAUAUUGAGAGCAGAAUUUCAGCACUAACAGUUGCAGGCCUGAAUGUGGCUCCGUGUGUUCAUCUGUUGAGAAAACGUGACCAAAAGCAGACAAACCAGAUGCACACGAUAGACACGUCCAGACAGCAGAGACGAAAGCUUCCUGCGCCACCCGUGAAAGGUGAAAACAUUGAUGCCUCUCCAGUUACUCCUGACAGAACAUGUAACAAGAAUUUCAUGCUUCAAGGAUCUCUGACACAAAGAACUAAAGAGAGAAAAAGCACUGCCAAGGAUUUGAUGGAACCAUCUAUAGGGUCUGCUGUAAUGUACUAAAAUCACAAAGUUCUACUGCCAAUAACACACUGCCUAAGGCUGCACACUACAGUGCCUUUAUAUAACAGCCAUUGUAUACAUCCAAUAAAAAUGGACCCUCAAGAACCCACAAUGCCUCAGUAAUAGGGC